Molecule: messenger RNA, 651 nt
Organism: Beta vulgaris subsp. vulgaris (sugar beet)
Lineage: Eukaryota; Viridiplantae; Streptophyta; Magnoliopsida; Caryophyllales; Amaranthaceae
Product: transmembrane emp24 domain-containing protein p24delta9-like
Exons: 4
Coding region: 1-651 (216 amino acids)
Biological process (GO): endoplasmic reticulum to Golgi vesicle-mediated transport; intracellular protein transport; Golgi organization
Cellular component (GO): Golgi apparatus; endoplasmic reticulum-Golgi intermediate compartment; COPII-coated ER to Golgi transport vesicle
Source: RefSeq, a predicted model, not a curated record
AUGCCCAAUUAUAUAAACAUCAAAAUCAUCAUCUUUGUACUCCUAUGCAUAUAUUUAGUCUCACAUGUAUGUGACUCACUGCGGUUCGACCUCCAAUCAGGAGAAACAAAAUGCAUCUCGGAAGAGAUCAAGCACGACGCCAUGAGUGUUGGCAAAUACAAUGUCAUUAGCCCCAUUGAAGGUCAUCAUGUUCCCGACAUUCACCGCAUCACUGCUCGUGUGACAUCGCCACGAGGUAACCAUUAUCAUUAUAAAGAUGUGGUAGACUCAGGCAGUUUUGCUUUCACAGCAGCAGAAUCUGGGGAUUUUAUGACAUGCUUUUGGGCUUCAUACCAUAAUCCUCCAACAAAAAUUACUAUCGAGUUUGAAUGGAGAACUGGGGUUGAUUCUAGGGAUUGGUACAAUGUUGCUCGAAGAGGCCAAAUUGAUUUGUUGGACAUUGAGAUAAGAAGAUUGUUGGAGACAGUGAAAUCCAUCCACGAGGAAAUGUUUUACCUACGUGAAAGAGAAGAAGAAAUGCAAUUGUUGAAUAAAUCAACCAAAUCGAAGAUGGCAGUGUUUAGUUUCAUUUCAAUCAUGCUUGUCAUGUUUGUGGCCGGAAUACAACUGUGGCAUCUUAAAGCAUAUUUUGAGAGGAAGAAACUCCUCUAA